AUGUUGGAGUUGCGAGGGAUGCUUAACCAACUCCAGCAAGAGGUACUAAUCCAGCUUGAAAUUAGAGUGGAAGCCCUAAAGGAGAUUUUAGAAGGUGACCAAAACCCCUUAGACAAUCCAGAAGGCAUUAACAAUGACAGUAAUGGCAGCAACAAUGUCCUCAUUAACAAGCUUGAGGUUGAGUGCAAAGAGAACGUGGAAGCUGCUCAACAAAAGAAAAUUGUUGAUUUAGGCUAUGUUGAUCCGUUUGAUUACAAGCUUGCUAUUAUCACAAAGGCUGAUUUGUUCAAGGAUUAUAUGGAUGAAACACACAUUGAUGAAGCAAGUUUGAGGUUUGCAAUUCAUUACUCUACAAGUCAAUGGAAGAGAAAUGAGUUGCCAAUUGAUGUUUCUUAUGCAAAAUUUUACAGUAGGGGACUGAAGUUGAUAUCUAGAAUUGUUAUACACCUGAAGCGAAGAAAGAAAGGGGGUUGGAGAGUCUUUAUUGGGCAUCCAUGCGAUUGA
Molecule: messenger RNA, 504 nt
Organism: Dovyalis caffra
Lineage: Eukaryota; Viridiplantae; Streptophyta; Magnoliopsida; Malpighiales; Salicaceae
Source: the annotation of a GenBank genome assembly